Molecule: messenger RNA, 1249 nt
Organism: Thalassophryne amazonica
Lineage: Eukaryota; Metazoa; Chordata; Actinopteri; Batrachoidiformes; Batrachoididae
Exons: 5
Coding region: 1-1113 (370 amino acids)
Source: RefSeq, a predicted model, not a curated record
AUGCCGAUUACCGCUAAGCGCCGAAGAAGAAGGCGAAGAAAAAGAAUGGCUACAACUUCAAUUUGCGCCUGUGAGCGAGACAAUAGGUCCAUUGAUCACCCUGAGUUCUCUCAACUGAAGGCCAUCCUACCAUCUCAGUAUGAGUAUCGAUUGUGUUGCUUCAAGGACCUUCCAUCUCAUAAUGGGUUUUCAGCAAGUUUACACCGUCCAAUUGGAACACACGAAGAGGCAAUGAAGUGGAAGAGGGAGUUCCAGGAGGUAUCUAAAACCACCCUUCGACUGGCAAAAACGUAUCCCCAUGUAGGUCAGAAGGUCAUCUUCAAAGAGGACCUCCAUUGCCAGCAUAAUACACGCUCAGUUGGUAAAGCCCGGGAGAGCACUCGUCCAUCAUCUAAAGAUACGCAGUGCAGUGCCACAAUGACAAUAGUCAUAAAGCGCACAGGAAUUAAUAUAAAAAGAUCAACUGAUGGUCAUCUCCCAAAGUUUCCAAUGAUUGUGAACAUGAAAUAUAUUCACAAUCACCCAGUCAACUGUGCUGAUGCUCUGAGACACCAAGAUGUUUCGGAUGAAGUAAAGAAGAAAUUCUUAGAUCUGUUUGAAGCAGGCCAUAGUCCAUCAUCAGCGCUUGAGAUUCACAAAUUUAACAUGCAGCUUGAACAUCAAGAUGACUUUGUUUUCAUCAGUGCUGAUAGGGCUAAAAUACCAGACCUUCAAUGGUGUAAAAGGCUGUACUACUCAGCUGCCCAUAAAGCGCAUGGUGGUGGUACCCCUGAUUCAGGCUCUGCGGUUCAAGAGAUCAAAGGCAGUUUGAUGGCAUUCAGCAAUUCAUUGAUGAGUAAGGUUGAAAAUGAUCCAGCCACAUUCCUACCUGCUAUCAAAACCUUUCUCACCAGCUCACAGAAACUGAAGACAGACUCUGCUCUGAUUUCAGCAUUGCACACAUUUGGCAAAUAUUCUGGUGCAGCCAGUGCCAUUAGUAGUAACGGGAAAACCAGGUUGUCAGGUUUGAAACGAAUAGGUGUCCAACCAACUGCUGUCGCACACCGAAAGAAGGCUGCACUCGGAGGUCGUAAGUGCCUGUCCAAUGGAAGGCCAACAGAAGAAUCCCCAUAGAGGAACGUGGCUACCAUAAGGCAGCUCCCAAAAGGAAAACAAGAGUUGACCUGAAAUCUGGUGUAUUCCCACCCAGGAAGAGGUUCGCAGCCCCACAUAACUUCUUUGAAUGUGUUGGCAAGAAGGAGAGUCUCGG